AUGAGGUUCUGCGCACUCCUUCUGGCCGGCAUUAGCCUGAGCACGGCUGCGCUUCUUAAUACGCGUCAAGUGCAGAACUGCAGCGGCCGACCCGAGUUUUGCGAUCGCAAAUACUCUAAUGUAUCCCUCAUCGGAGCUCACGACUCGGGGUUCGUCGGACCCAUUCUCGAUCCCCGAGUCAAUCAGGAACUCAAUGUCAAAGCGCAACUCGAUGCCGGCAUCCGCUGGCUGGAGAUUCAAGUCCACGUACUCAAUGGGGUUCUGUCGCUCUGCCAUACCAGCUGUCUGGAGCUAUACGCUGGGAGCCUGGCCAAGUACUUGUCUGAUGUCAAGACCUGGCUCGAUAGUCAUCCGAACGAUGUCGUGAGCAUGAUUUUAGCAAACGCCGAUCGUUCCAAUGUCACUCAGUACGACGCUGUCUUCAAUGCUACGGGCCUCAAGAAGUACGCGUUCAUUCCAGAAACAUCGCCGCAGCCUUUGAGCCUCGACCAGUGGCCUACAUACAGAAGUCUCAUUGCUGCGGGAACCCGAGCUGUUGUAUUUAUGGACUAUCGCGCGGACGAACCGAAGGUCCCAUAUAUUCUGGACGAGUUCAAGUAUUAUUCCGAGACACCCUACGAUACAACAGAUCCGAACUUUGCGCAGUGUACGAUCGACAGAGCGGCCACUACCGGCGUCAGCAACAGCAUGUACAUUAUGAACCACUUCCUCGACACAAAUGUCGCUGGCACUGGUAUUCUGAUUCCCGACAAUGUUCGCGAUUUCCAGACCAACAAUGCCACUGGUAAUGGAAGUAUCGGUGCACAGGCAGAUCUGUGUGUGUCUUUGUAUAAUCGACCACCUAAUGUGGUGUUUGUCGACUUCUUCAAUAGGGGCGAUGUUUUCAGAGCCCAGGACAAUCUCAACGGUAUCAAGCGGGCUUAA
This is a messenger RNA of Dissoconium aciculare CBS 342.82, 924 nucleotides long. Its product is annotated as PLC-like phosphodiesterase. Gene Ontology annotation, biological process: lipid metabolic process. The transcript has 2 exons. Gene Ontology annotation, molecular function: phosphoric diester hydrolase activity. NCBI's taxonomy places the organism in Eukaryota, Fungi, Ascomycota, Dothideomycetes, Mycosphaerellales, Dissoconiaceae. Bases 1 to 924 code for a protein of 307 amino acids. The record is from RefSeq and is a predicted model, not a curated record.